Molecule: messenger RNA, 879 nt
Organism: Rhizoctonia solani
Lineage: Eukaryota; Fungi; Basidiomycota; Agaricomycetes; Cantharellales; Ceratobasidiaceae
Exons: 2
Coding region: 1-879 (292 amino acids)
Source: RefSeq, a predicted model, not a curated record
AUGGCAUUGAUGCUUCGUUCGCUUGCGUCGUCGUUUGGGUCUGAGCGGUCUCAGACUUGCAUCGAUGGACUUGCUCUCUCGCGGACGCCCUCUCGCACCGAAGGCGGCAAAGUCAAACGGUCAUCCGAUGGUGUGCGUUCAUCGCCGUAUCCACCUCUGAAGCGCUCGUCGCCCGCAAUUGGAUCGGGGAUGAGCAUGAGUAUGGGAUUGAGCAUGGGAGGGAAACGGCCAUCGAUUGGUCAGCCACUGAAGAGAACGGCAUCGCUCCACGGCGGAGACUCGCUUGCAUCGCUCGAGCAAGCAGCGAAAGAGGCCAAGGAGCAACAGCCCUACCCUAAACACAAGCACAAGUCCCGUCGAGUGAACGGACCGCUCAGACCGGCGCUUUCCCUGGCCAAUACGCUUGUGCUCGAUCCGCUUGUGUGCCCCCCUCCGAUCCCCAUACCUCGGCACCACAUCCCAGUCCAUGUCCCCACUCCACAACCCAAACCCACAAACAUUGUAUUCUCCCAAGUUCGCCGUCGCUCAAGUUUAGCGCCCGAGGCGAGUGCGCCCACAGCGCUUAUCGCACGCACAUCCCAAGUCGCACUGCCCUCGCCUCCCUCGGUCCUCGGAACAAAGAAAAAACGCGAGUCGCUAGCCCAACGUACUAUUCGCAGACAGUUUGAACGUACUCCACGCGGUGCACAGGUCAAAACGCACGGCGCACACGCGGCUAUGCGUAUGAUGAACGAGGCUGAGGAAGAGGCUGCUGUGGCUGCUGUUCUUGUCAUUGACGAAGCAAGUGAUUCCGAGGACGUGUCCAUGGCCGAUUCUUGGGUCGACGUCGGUCCACCGAGCGAGGAGAUGGAGUGGAGUAUUAUCCAAGGCGACGACUAA